Rotaria sp. Silwood2 is the source of this 2295-nucleotide messenger RNA. NCBI's taxonomy places the organism in Eukaryota, Metazoa, Rotifera, Eurotatoria, Philodinida, Philodinidae. The record is from the annotation of a GenBank genome assembly.
AUGUUAAAUAAUUAUUCUGUCUCGUUUCCUUCUCGUUAUGAUCAACUAUAUACAUUGAACGCUUUUCUAAACGAUAUUAGUAUUGAAUGUAAUACUCAACAUAAGUUACCCAUUAUAGUUAAUAUAACAUCAUUAAAUAGUUAUGGACGAUCUAUAAAAAAUCUUCUAUCAAAAACUACUUCAUUAUUGUUAUUAGAUAUUUGUCAACUGGAUUCAGUUUUAGCUGAAUAUCACCGUUCAUCUGAUGGACGUCAGCAUUUUCAUCGACCUCGGUUAGCAUUAACACAAGGAAAAGUCUCAGCAAAAGCAUCCGCAAAAUUUCUUAGUAUGAAAAAAUUCUCUAAAUCACUUGCUUCAUUAACUACAGCAAAUAUGGUAUCUAAUUUGAGUGAUGAUGAUAAUUUAGAUGGUGAUUAUGAUCAUACACAUAAUCAACGAAAUUUAAUUAAAAAUUUAAACGAAAAACGUUCAUCAUCAACUCCACUUUGUCGUAUACCAGUACAAUAUCAAAGUUAUUUUGAAUUACUUAAUGAAAAUGAUCAACCAAUCCAGCCAUGUCAUAAAUUAAGUGAUCUAAUUAUUAGUGAACAAGAUGCUAAUGAUUCAGCAAAUCAUGUUGACAAAUGGCCACAUGCUGUUUUUCUUCGUAGUUCUUGUAAUGCAUAUACAAAAAGAGAUACUUCUGCAAUUUUAUAUUCAACAAAGAAUGAUCAGAACUCAAAAUUUGCCAGCAAUACUGAUCCUAUUUAUGAAUCAGUAGCUGAUUUAGAAUUACAGAAGAAUCUUAUUGAAUUAAAUGAUGAUAUACAAACUCUUCAACCAGGACAAAUUUUAACUAUUUUAAAUGUUUGUUAUGCUUUUCGUAGACGAAUAUCGGAUAAAGAAAUAAAAGAACAACAACAACCAACAUCUCCUUCAAGUUCAAUUUUAUUAUCAACAAAUUGGAUGAGAGAAAAAUCGAAACUAUUAUUUCCAAAAAAACGUCGGCAAACAAUUAAUAUUGUUAAUAUAUUAAAUGAAAAUAUUCAAAGUAAAAUUAUUCCAAACAAAUCAGAACCUUGUGUAGAAUGUCAAACUCAGCAAGGUGAUCAUGUUUAUAUAUUUCUUGAUGAAUCUGGUAGUUUUAGUCCACUUAAUUGUCAAACAAAUGAUUCCAAAUUAAAUACAGAAUUAAAUCGUAUGGAUAUACCUAGUGUUUUUAAAUUAGAAGAUAUACUUGCAAAUUUUCGUUUUCCAAUAUCUGUUCGUCUUCUGGAUGGUUUGAAUUCAUUGGAUAAUAUUAAUUCAACAACAAUUCUUACUCGAGAUGAAUCAUCACGUUGUAUAUCAACUAAACUUCGUUUACUUAUGCAAUAUAAUGAAAAUAUUGUUUUUGCUUGUCCACUAAAUUUAUCAUCACAAAAACCUCAGAAAACAUCAUCACCAUGCAUUGUUAUUCCUCUUUCAGUAAAUGCGGAUAUUGAAAUUCAACCUUGUUCAAACAUGUCUGAUGUAGCUAAAACUGAAGCUUUUCAAAAAUUACUUGAAACAUGUUGUCAAGUAAUUAAACAAUAUCAAACCGAAAUAUCACUUAUUAAUAUUCCUCUUCAACAAAACAAUAAUACAAAUAAACGAAAACCACCAUUAUGUAAAAAACGUUCUCAAUCUGAUUCUAAUUUAGACGAAGUAUCUAAAGACAAAUUUCGACAUUCCGAUCAACAAUCACAUAGUAUCUCGCAUUCUUUUGAUGAUUCAUCAUCUACCCUAUAUACUGCAUACCCUUAUCGAGAUAGUAGCGAAAUGCUCGAACAAAAUUUAUCACCGGACGCUAAACAACCAAGCUCAACAAGCAGAGGUUCAGAUUCUCAUGGAAAAAUAAACAAAAAUCAACAAAGAAGAUCUUCUGCUGAUGGAUAUAAUUUCGAAGACGAAAUAUAUGAAGAUGUUGACAAACUUUAUGAUUAUAUUCGUUCCGGUGAUAUGACAUACGAUGUAGAAAGAAUUAAAGCUAAAGAACAAGUAGCCAGUAAUUCUCAUGCAAUUGAUAUACCAAGUUCAACAGAGACUGAACAAAAAAUCUCACCAGGAAAUAAUAGUCCAGGAAGAAUGAUGACACAUCGAUUGCAUCCGAAAGUUAAUAAUUCUACAGCACUUGCUAAUAGUUUUGAAAUGUAUCAAUGUCGAAAUGAGGGAAAUGUUGAUGAUGACCAAGCUCGUGCCCUUUUUCUAGCACAAAGACAACGUUUCAAAGAUGAUUCAAAAGAUUCUUCUAAUGUAAAACCAACAACACCAAUGAAAAGCCUAAAUAAACAUUAA